AUGCAAUAUACCGUAUAUGUAGCUUAUCUAUUUGCAGAUAGCUUACUGUAUUUGCAGACAACUUAUUGCCUACCAUAUAUGCUUCCUACCAUAUAUGCUUUUAACCGAUCCGAAGUAUCGGCCUUAUUGGAUAGAAUGCCUUCCGCUGACGGUUAUCAACCUAGCCUGAGUACCAAAAUGGGUAUGUUACAAGAAAGAAUUACUUCUACCGAAGAAGGGUCCAUAAUUUCUAUUCAAGUAGUUUAUGUACCUACAGACGAUUCAACCGACCCUACUCCUGCUACCACAUUUGCACAUUUAGAUGCUACUAUCGUACUAUUAAGAGGAUUAGCUGUCAAAGGGAUCUAUCUGGCAGUAGAUCCUUUAGAUUCACCUCCCUAUUACAGAAGCAAAACCCUAUAA
Olea europaea var. sylvestris is the source of this 402-nucleotide messenger RNA. RefSeq names its product ATP synthase subunit beta, chloroplastic-like. Bases 1 to 402 code for a protein of 133 amino acids. The record is from RefSeq and is a predicted model, not a curated record. Gene Ontology annotation, molecular function: ATP binding. Gene Ontology annotation, biological process: proton motive force-driven mitochondrial ATP synthesis. Gene Ontology annotation, cellular component: chloroplast thylakoid membrane. The transcript has 2 exons. Lineage: Eukaryota; Viridiplantae; Streptophyta; Magnoliopsida; Lamiales; Oleaceae.